Messenger RNA from Cladocopium goreaui, 1192 nucleotides. NCBI's taxonomy places the organism in Eukaryota, Dinophyceae, Suessiales, Symbiodiniaceae. The record is from the annotation of a GenBank genome assembly.
CACAUGAUAAACCGCCGAAAAGCAACAACGUUUGGAAGUGGUGUCGCCUGGUUUGGAACCUUCAGUUCGCUAGUUCCGUUCCGGUGAGAUCGCAGAAUAGGUGACUUUAAGACUGCAGGCUAGAAUGCAUGCUGGGGGGUACAAGCACAGGAAUUGCUGAAGGCUGAUUGCAGGCACAACAAAGGCUAUGCAUUGUUCAGAAUUUAAAAGACCCAAAGAGCCAGCUGCGCAAACGAGAAUUGAGCCAGGAAGUAAAAUCUGGCUGACGCAUCCAACAUAUUGUUUGGCACACUCUUCUUGAUUAUGCUGCUGUGGUUGGAAUUUGCUCCAAGCUGAAUUUGAUUGGCUCUUGUCAUGCUUCGUGUAGGCUAGUAAAGUAAGUGAUAGCUUCGUGAGCAAUGCCAAAGGCACACUCUUCCCAGAAUGCAGCUGAGUUUGGGCCACUUCCUUCCUCACAGAUGUACUUGCAGCUCCCACUCGUCCGGAGUUCCAGAUGCUGACAUUCUAAAAGUCUGCAAAUGACCUACUGCAUUGUAGUGAUUCUGCUUUGCCUACGUCAUUGCAAUUCUAGACACACCAGUUCUGGCCCAAAGGUUGAAACAAGACAUGCAAUUGUGCAGCGGAAGCUCGCAUGCUCAAAUACAAUGCUGUUGUGUUAAACUGCUGCUUGGCAUGUCUGCGCCACAAACUGCAAGGACAGACUGCAAUUUCUGGCAGCUUCUGUUCUUUGGGAGGGUUCGUUCGUUGCGACAGCAAGGCCAUAUGGCGCACGAGGACUUGACAAAUGGUGCCGGUUUGCUCCUGGGUUUGGAUGCAUACCAUGGUGACCUGCCGUGCCUUGCGGAUCGAAGGCUACAGGUGUCGGAAGGAGCAUCUUUGGCAGCUGAUGACAUGAUGAUGAUUGAUUUAAAUCCAUCGCUGCAGUAUGCUACCUUGUAGGCGUCGAGAUAGUCCUGCAGGAUAUCAAGUGGUUGGGAGCAGUCCCUCUCAGUGCCGCUCGAAGUGCGUAUAGUCGCGAGAGCAAUCUUCAAAGAUUGGCUUGCGGAUUGGCUGUUAGUGCCUGGACUUUGAGUGGGCUGGUUCCUUUAGCUCUGAAACACAUGAGGUAUGUUCAAUGCUUUGAGCAGACCUUCACCCGACAUAUUUUUAAAAAAUCUCCUCUUGCUCGAGCAAUAAUUUUCCAGCGGCAAAA